GGCACAACGUCCGUCCGUUCCAGAAACAAUCCGUUACAGGGAGAAUAAUAUGUAUGCAUGUAUUGCACUGGUGUUUGCGGCCACACUCCUCAUCUCGCCCAAUGUCGUCAGUGGCAGUCUUAAAUGCCGUAUGGGGACAUUCCACGAUACAUCAGGCCCUGGGUUGACCGACUGCAAGCCAUGCUCCACCUGCCCAGCCGGGUCAAAGGUCAUGUCAGAGUGCAGGAACGACCAAGACACCGUCUGCUGCACGAAGUACUGCGCAAGCGAUGCGUACUUGGACGAGAGCGCGUGCGUGUGCAGACGCUGCACGCGCACCUGUCCGCCCAAUUAUAGGAUGGAGGUUCACUGCGGAGUGCGCAAUAACGCAGAAUGCGUGUCAGUAAAUUUGGCCGUUCCAAAGAUUGCGCAGAGCAGCAGUAGGUCUACAAAAAGUCGGCCAGGCAGACGACCCGCCGGGGACGAUGACCAAACAUCGGCACCUUCAAGUCACCGGGAACUAACUCAGGUUAUUAACCCAGAUUCACACGCUACUACACCGACAACGGGCUUGCUCAUUACCACCGUGGCGAAAUCUCCUCCUCAACCGCACCAGACGUUCCCCAAGCACUUAUCACAAUCAGUGUCCACUUCACGAGCGACCAACCCACCUGAUGGAGUCGCUGCAUUCCAAUCAACGGCUGGAGUAACGUCUGGGGAUUUGAUGCGCCCUCUUCGGGUUGUCAUCGUGAUUGUUUGUGUUAUAGUGGUGGUUGCCGUAGCGUCUCUACUCCUGUGUUGUAAGAUUACUUUGAUGUGCGGCCUGAAGAGAAAUUCAAACAGGAGUGUGGGCGUGGCUAACGAUCCAAAAUGGAGGAUGCAAACCCCCUUGAACAAUUUCUACGCAGACCGCCCGUCUCUCGAUGUUGGUCCACCGGAUCCGCCGAGCACAGGACCAUCUCCUAAGGCACGAUCCGGCAGAGGUUUUCCUGGUUCAACCUCCUCCAUCGGAAGUUUCCGAACAUCAUCUUCAAUGACCACCGACGAGGAAGAAAUCGCCAUUCGCAUUGCCGAAUGGGAGUGUGAACCUGCAGAGGUUUGGAAGUCCGCGGCUACUCAACCAGCAGCGGGCAAAGUGCCAGAGGGACGCGGUGAAAAUGUGAGUUUCUACCCACGGCCGAGCAUGAGCAUGAACAACGUGUACCCGGAGAUGUCUCCAGCCCCGUCCAAAGUGUGGAUAAAUGCACAUGGUCAAUCCAAAAUAUCCACUGGUCACUGCUGCCACCAAUAUCACCACCCACCGGAAUGCGAACAGCAGCAGGUGUGCUGUCAUACACAAUGCAUGCACGACGACUAUUACCUGUCAUCGACAUUCUCGAUCGGGAGUGGCUGCACUGUUUGAAAAAAAAAAUAAGCACAUUAUUAUGUACAAGUCUGAUUUCUAAAAUCAAUAGUAUACUCUGAGUGUGGGUUCGAGUCCCGGUCAUGACGCUGUGUCCAAGUAACCAUUAUUGAGUCGUCCUUCGGGUCGGUGUUCGGUAGGGAAUCUUUCAUCCGGAGAUUUUGUUCCACAUAAUGGACAAUUAACAUUGGCUUGAUGGAGGAGGAUAAUUCAAAAGAGGGCGCUAUCAGAAGUAGUUUAUAAUGGGUGCGUUCGUUUAGCUU
This is a messenger RNA of Asterias rubens (European starfish), 1644 nucleotides long. RefSeq lists its product as uncharacterized. Gene Ontology annotation, molecular function: protein binding. Lineage: Eukaryota; Metazoa; Echinodermata; Asteroidea; Forcipulatida; Asteriidae. The transcript is spliced from 4 exons. The coding region runs from base 50 to 1381 and encodes 443 amino acids. The record is from RefSeq and is a predicted model, not a curated record.